Tilletiopsis washingtonensis is the source of this 6267-nucleotide messenger RNA. RefSeq lists its product as hypothetical. The transcript is spliced from 5 exons. NCBI's taxonomy places the organism in Eukaryota, Fungi, Basidiomycota, Exobasidiomycetes, Entylomatales. Bases 311 to 5857 code for a protein of 1848 amino acids. Gene Ontology annotation, cellular component: plasma membrane. Gene Ontology annotation, molecular function: calcium-activated cation channel activity. The record is from RefSeq and is a predicted model, not a curated record.
CCCUGCCUUCCACUCCACACCCUCCCGACAUCCGCACCGCUCCGCGCCUCCGCUGCUGCAUCCAUCGCACCGCCGCACCUGGCCGCAGCAGCAGCAGCAGUCGUCGCCGCCGCUCGCAGCACCGCCCUGCAGCGCAGGCGCGUGGUGCUCCGGCUCUCGGGCCUCUCGCAGCUUCCACUGCGCCGCCAGCACCUCGCAUCUCCUCGCGAGCGGCGCGGCCACCUCUCGCUGCGCGCGGACACCGAUCUACACCACCCGCUGUGCGGGCCCAUAUCCUCUCACACGCCGCCGCCCCACCGCCUCGCCCAGCAUGGCGGACCAGUUCAGCCGCAAGACGAACACGUCCUUCUCGGGCCUCGUCACGACGCUCGCCAUCUUUGCCGCCGUCGGCUCCAUCUGCCUCGUCGGCUUCGAGACGAUGCGCCAGCUGCGGCGCCUGCCGCGCACGCGCUUCGUGCACUUCUGGAAGGCCGGGCGCCGCGAGCGCGAGGGCGGCGGCGGCGUCGACGAGCAUGGGAUAGGCGCGAGGGAUAAAAUGGGGCCAGAGGACUGGGAGAUGGGCCAUCUGUAUCUGGCCCGCAUGUUCCACGCAACCACGCCGUCGCCGCCGAUGGCGCGUCUCCCGCUCUCCUGGCCCCUGCAGGCCCUCAAAUUCACCGACUGGUUCUACGCCAAGCACACGGGCAUGGACACCGUCGUCUACGUGCGCUUCCUGCGCGCCCUCGUCUGGUGGACCUUCCUACAGACGUGCACGACGGCGCCGAUCCUGCUUGCCAUCCACUUCAAGUAUUCGCAGGGCGUGCAGAUCACCGACAUGUCGCGCGCCUCGCUCUCCUGGCUCGUCACAUCGCCCGUCGACCAGGCCGCGUGCGACCUCGAUCCAAUCACCUGCGAGCGCAAGCCCAACGUGCAGGGCCGCAGCCUGCUCUGGAUCCACCUGUGCCUCAUCUGGUGGAUCUCCUUUACCUGGUUCUACGCGCUCUGGUGGCUCGGCCGCGGGAGCCUGACAAUCCGCAGCCGGCUCGUCGACGACAUCCGCAAGAAGCGCGCCGAGACGCUCGAGGCGAAGGCCGCGGCAGCGCCGACGUCUGCCGAGCAGCGCAAGUACAAGCUCAGCGACGAGCAGCACGAGAGCGAGCAUGCGCCGUACAGCGCGACGUCGCAGGGCUUCCCGGCGUCGAUGAGCGAGGCGCAGGGCCUGGGCGACCAGGCUGAUGACAGCGAGGGCUGGCGGCAGCGCACGCUCAUGGUGAUGAACCUGCCGGCGACGAUGCGCGACGAGGCGUCGAUCCGCCGCUACUUUGAGGAGUUCCUGCGGCCCGACGACGACCUCAGCGUGAUCAGCGCCGAGGACGUGGCCGAGCGCAACGCGCAGAGCACCGCAGUGGACCGCCUGCGUGCGUCCGAGAGCCGCAAGGCGGACUUGUCGGCUGUGGACUCUGCCACAGACGGCGGCGACCAGUCCGGCCACGACCGCGUGCGCACGCACCGGGGCCCGGGCCCCGACCCGCAUCCGUACCGCCACCAGCGCUCGCCCGUCCAGACCGUCGUGCUUGUGCGCAAGAUGAACGAGCUCUCGAGCAUGCUCUCGCGCCGCCAGGAGGUGCUCUCGCAGCUCGAGGCGGCGCAUGUCAAGCUGGCCAAGAACGCGAUGCAGGCCGUCGGCAAGACGACGCAGCGCAUGCGCAAGAGCACGGGCGCGUCCAAGCACGGCGGCGGCAGGCUCGCCAACUUCCAGGCCUGGCUGCGCCGCGAGGAGAAGGACCCGCAGGUGGCCGAGCGCGAGGGAUCGCCCGGCGGCAUCAUCGCCGACGUGGAGAAGCACGCCGCCUCGGGCGCGCACGGCGACAGCGAGCGCGCCAAGGAGCUCGCGCAGCGCCUGGCACGCUUCUCGCCCACGAACAGGGGACAGCACGGCCGCGAGCGUGAGGAGCGCGCCGACUCGCUCGACAAUGCCUCGCGCAAGAACAAGAACGUCAUGCACGAGACGGUCUGGGAGGCGCUCGCCGAGGUGCCGCGCGAGCUGCUCGACCAGUAUCAGCCCGUGACGCGUCUCAGCGCGCUCUUCCGCGGCCAGACGGUGCCGACGAUCGACUACCUCCUCACCAAGCUGAAUCUCCUCACCGCGCUCGUGACGGAGAUGCGCUGCAAGCCGCCGAGCAGCUACGAGGCGACGUCGACGGCCUUUGUCACCUUCCGCGACCCGCGCCAGGCGCGCAUGGUCUGGCGCGAGCUCAAGACGCAGAUCGUCGUCAAGGUGCGCAUGGCGCCCGAGGUCAAGGAUCUCGACUGGGAGCGCCUCAUGCGCACCAGCUUCACGGGCGACCUCGUGCGCGGCGUCGGUGUCAACGCCUUCUUCUGGGGCUUCACGAUCUUCUGGGUGAUCCCGAUCAACAUUCUCACCACGGGUCUCUUCAGCGUGCAGAACCUGGAGAAGGUCUUUGCGCCGCUGCGCGCCUUCUUCGAGCGCAACCCCAACGUGCAGGGCUUCGUGUCGGUCACGCUGCCGACGCUGCUCGUGUCGCUCAUCACCAUGGCCGUGCCGGAGCUCAUCUUCCAGAUCAGCAAGCGCGCGCAGGGCUUCGUCACAUUCAGCACGCUCUACGACCAGUGCCUGUGCCGCUACUGGAAGUUUGUCAUCUGCAACGUCGUCAUCUUCUUCUGCAUUGGCGUGACGGCCGUCACGACAAUCCUGCAGCAGGUCGGCGCGUCGGGCCGCGUGCUCGACAACAUCGCAUUCAGCUUCCCGACGGCGGCGCCGUUCUACGUGUCGUACCUGAUGCUCGGCAUGGCGCUGCACACGGGCUUCGAGCUGCUCGGCUUCAUGGUGCCGCUCAUCCAGCACCUCGGCGCGCGCAAGGCGGCGACGCCGCGCUCGCGCGCCCUCAAGACGCUGCCGCGCAACUUCAACCGCUACUACUGGCUGCCGUUCCACCUGCUCAUCCUCACCAUCGUCUUCAUCUUCAGCCUGCUCAACCCGCUCGUCAUCCCCUUUGCGCUCAUCUACCUCUUCGUCGCGAUGAUCGUCUUCAAGAAGAACUUUGCGUACACAUACUUCCGGCGCUUCAACGAGAUGGAGGGCGCCGUGUACUUCGUGCGCCUGCUGCGCUUCUCGCUCGACGGCCUCGUCACUGCGCAGGUCGUCAUCACGAUCUUCUUCAGCGUUACGAAUCAGCGCGCCGUGUACAUCGGCCUCACGGCCGUGCUCAUCCCGAUCACCGUCGCCAUCAAGCUGCUCGGCACGCGCCUGUGGAAGUCGCAGUGCCGCGCCAUCGAGGACGACGAGGCCAACGCGCUCUGCGGCAUCGGCACCAACACGCCGCUCACCAAGAGCGCGCAGCGCGACUGGGGCAUCGAGCAUGCCGAGGCCGGCCGCUUCGACACGGCCGACUCGCGCAGCCCGCUCGAUGCGCGCGCCAGCGGCCGCUACCCGCCCGUCGCGCCACCGACGCCGCAGGGCUCCACCAUGUUCCGCGUCUGGCACCGCAUCCACGACUCGUUCAACGCCAACGGCCACGACAACCCGAGCUACAUUGCCGGCGCCGAGGCGCGGGGCCACACGUCGGGCGCCAAGAUGCUGACGAGUGCGCCCAUGUCGGCGCUGCGCAACGCCGCACAGGCGGCCAAGAACCGCAGUGCCUCGGCCAAGGCGCAGAUCGAGUUUGCGCGGCACUCGAACCACGCCGACCCAUCGCAGGAUCAUCUGCCGGACAUCCAGGCGCAGGCGUACGACGCUGUGCGCAGCCGCGGCGGCCGUUCGAACGCGAUCAAGCGGCGCAACGGCGUCGUGCGGAGCGGCACGCUGAAGCGCGGCAUGAGCAUGAAGAGCUCGCGCAGCGAUGAGGCACCCUUCCUGUCGGGCUUCGACGCCGUGGCGUUCCACGCGCCGGUGCCGGAUGACGAGAACAACGUCGGUGACGAGUCCUUUGCCGACGGAGAGCAGCAGCUCGUCGAGCACGAGCACAGCACGCCGCGCCACCACCGAGGCCGCAGCCAGCGGCACCGCGAGCGGCAGGCGUCGUACAGCACCACCAUCGUGCGCGGCUCGCCGGCGGCGUACGCCGCAGGCGGACAGUCGGAUGUCUUUGGCGAGGUCGACGAGUUCGGCGCGAUGCAGUGCAAGAACGGUGACUCGUCUGUGGCUGCGCACGACGCGCCUGCUGCACGCGGGCGAUUCGACACGCUGCUGCACCCGGGCCACGCCGCUGUGCCGUCCAAGGAGUCCGCCACGUCCUCGGCCGGCAACACGAGCGAGGACGAGGAGGACUACUCGGACAUGGAGCAGGGCCCGCUCGUGCGUCCGCACGCCAAGCUGCGCUGGGACGACACGCCGAACAACCAGGCGCGGUACAACAACCCGUUCUACUCGCGCGAGCUCGACCCGUUCCUGUGGCUGCCGCGCAACCCGCUCGCGCCGCUCGAUCUCAUGGACACGGUCGAGUGGCACGGCUGCGCGCUCGUCAGCUCGCAGGGCGGCGCCGGCCACGUCGGCGACUGGAGCGAGGACGAGGAUGAGGAGGAGGACGAUAUCAAGGACGCCGACGGCAAUGCGAUCACCGACAUGCGCAGCCAGACCGGGCGCGGUCUCGACGUGGCCGACCUGCAGGGCGACGAGGAGAUCUUCAUCACGGGCCCGCUCGCGCAGCGCCUGCAGGAGGCCGAGGACGCCGAGGAGGUCAUCGACCCUGCGGCGAGCCUGCCGCGCAACGUCAUGGACGACUACAAGCGGGCCAUCCGCCGCGACGAGAUCUCCGACAUCGGCCGAGGCGACAGCGUGGGCGAGUCGCCGCUCAUCAAGCGCAGCAACAGCGCCGUCAGCGGCAUGAGCCUGCCGCUGCGCUCGCCGUCGCUCCGCGCUCGCCAGAUGCAGGCCUUCCACGCCGACGAGGAGGGCCGCCAGAGCAUCACGCAGCAGCGCCAGAUGACGCACUCGAACACCAUCACGAGCCUCGAGCUCGGCGCGGGCAUGUCCGAGUCGCCGCUGCCGGCGCCGGGCAGCACCGGCGGCGAGCUGCAGGCGCAGCAGGAGCAAAGCGUCAGCGCGCUGCUUGCCACGCCCACGCCGGGCGUCAAGUUCGGCGCCGAUCCCUCGACGGGCCGCACGCGGCCGGUCGCUGGCGGCGGCUCGCAGCACCUCACGCGUGCCAACAUGCGCAGCGGCGGCGCCGAGAGCGUCGCCAGCGGGCACACGGGCGUCAGCCGCACGGUCACGAUGCGGCAGGCGCUGCAGGCCGAGGUGCUCGAGGAGGAGCGCCGGCGGACAGUGCGCGAGCGGCUCGUCGCCGUCAAGAAGGCCGCGUCCGUCAACAAGAAGAAGAACAAGGCCAACGACGAGGAGGCCAUCGAGGAGCUCGCCGGCCGGACGCUGGGUCGCUCAGACACCAUCAUGGCGCGCCACGAGCGAGCCCUGGCCCGGCGACAGGCUGGCUUCAGCGACGGCGGUAGCGUCUCGGGCACCGUCAUUGCGCCGUCGGAGCGCCGCACCUUCUCGCAGUCGCAGGACGAGCGCAGCGAGGGCGGCCGCUUCGGGCUCCGCGACUUCUCCUUUGCGCGCAGCCCGCCACGUGCCGGUGCCGCCACGCGCCGGCCGUCGACGGGCAACACCGCUGCAACGCGGCACCUGCGUCCGGCCAGCCAGGGCGGCGACAUGCAGAUGCAGGAGAUGGCUGCGCAGGGCACGCCAGUCCGCUCUGCGUCCACCUCGGUCCGCGCCCCAGAGCCGCAGCCCGGCAACCGGCGCGAGCUGCCGCCAAUCAACACGAUGACGACGUCGCCCGAGCAGCAGACGAGCGCCGCGACGUCGGCCAACGUCGCCGGCAUCUCGCCGAUCUCCCCCAACGUCCGCCGAGGGCCAUGAGCUGCGGUCCGCGCAUGCCUGCCGAAACGCACACCUAACUUAUCACCGACUCUUCACGUUCUCGUCAUCACGACUGCCCGCACGACUCCGCGUUAAUGCUACAUUGUCUGCCAUUACGAUCAAGCAUCGGGCGUGAACAGGGUCGCCGCGCCGCCGUUGGGGCCGCGGUUGCCGCCCUCGACGUGUGCAGCAUCCGGCUCUGCCUCAUCGGCCUUGUCGUGCUUGGCAUCCUUGUGCUCCUUCUCGGCCUUUGCGUCGGCCUUGUGGGCCUUCUCAUCGGCCUUGGCAUCGGCCUUGUGAGCAUUCUCGUCGGCCUUCUGCGUGGCCACCUUGAGCUGCUCCUUCGCCGCCUGCUUCAGCUUCUUCUCCAGCUGCUCCUUCUCCUCCUUGGUCUUGGCAACAGGCUUCGG